AUGGACAUUAACAUCUCAGACCUCGAAGCUCAGAUGACGAGGCCUUCCAGCCCUAAGUUGUUCGAUUCCUUGACAAGGCGCCGGAAAGUCCCCCGCGUCACAAUUGUGCAUGGGACCGCGCCGGCUUCAUCUACAAGCUUGCCGAUUCCGCCAGUCAAGCCAGAAAACUCACAGGAUGCAAAAUAUAAGCCUCCAUCGAUCUUCCGACCUCGAGCACCAAUAAGUCCUAUGACGCAUUCAGGGCCAGUAGCCAUUACACCGCGGCUCCCGCCAAUAGUUGGAGCCACAGAAUUUCACCCUCGUCAUGUUAUUGGAAAACGCUUUGCUGCAAGCCCACAGCCACUAUCCACUGGAGAUGCCUUCAACUCAAUUGUUACGCUCGACUCGGUAGAUAAGAGUACCGCGUCGGCAUCCAGCGACGCUGGACUCGGCAUACGUGAUGUCCAGCGUGCCUCUUCAACGAAGUCACCGCGGAAGCUUAACAACCUCAAAGAUCUUGAGCCUUACUUCGAAUGGGCGCCUUCAGAGAUAGCGGCCACGCCACGUGAUAUACAGCCUGAGGAUAACGUUCAGAGCCCAGAUACCGGGGUAUCGAGGCAGCCUGCUCGAUCCACGUAUGACCGCGAGAAGGCAAUCGAACAUGCUAGAGGAAUACUAGAGAUCCUGACGGUGGAAAUGUCCUCGGGUCACUAUGUUUCCGAGGACUUCCCCAUAGCUCCAAUUCAAUUCCAGGCGGUCAAGUCAAAGUCUUUUCAAGAGGUUGACGCCCUUUUGCAGGGUCUCAAAAUCGAGAGGCAGAACAGCGGAGACACUCAUAAGGAUGCCAGGCGGAUGGUGAGUCUCAAGGUCGAUAUUGUGUCGAGCAUAGACACGAUCCUGAGGUGUUUUAUCGGACGCAACAACCAGGAUGCUAGUCUGGUGCAGCGCAUCUGGGGCAUUGUUUACGGCAUCUGCCAAGCAUCGGACGUCGGUCGAGAUAAAGCAGAUACCCAUUUUAAGUACAGUGUGCUGGCUUGGAUCAAGACAGAUCUCGCUCAAACCGAACAACAAUGCUAUGAGAUUCUGUCAUCUGCCAGAUCAGACACAGGCAAUUACAUUGAGCAGCUCAAUUUCGCGUUGCCACCCAGUUUCGUGUCGCAGUUCCGAGACAUUGUUCUCCUGCUGCUAUCGUUCCUGGCUGUACUUCUGCCCGAUGCUCCUAGAGGUAGCCAAGCAGCGGCCGAACAUAUGUGGAAGAUUGUGGAAAGCGGCUGGACAGAAUGUGAAGUGGCUCUACUGCGCGAUGCGAGAGAUUUCAAGGAGAACGGUGACAACCGCGAAUAUCUUCUGGAGUCGGUCAAAUCCGCCGACACGAUGUUCGCACUCUUGCUACAGAAUGCAUUCUCCAUAUCAUGCUCGGAAAUGCAUGAGGACGACAACGAACGACCACACUGCGAUCUCGAACAUAUCUACCGCCGAUGGACAACGAUCUGCAACGAAAGAGCAAAUCAGGAAGCCUCGGCAGAAAUGUACGAGGAGUUGAGAUACCUCAAUGAUCAGCUAGGCGCGAUAAGCAAGGUCACUCUCAAAAUUUUGGAGGUCCGCGAGUCGCCGAACCAAACUCUGGACAAACGCAUCAACAAGCGAACGGAAACAUUCUUGGACGAUAUGAUCGAUCAUUUCAGGACCCUCAAGAAUUACGCGGGCGAGGCAGAAACGAUGACGAGCAAUUCGAUCGAUGUCAGCAAUGAAGGCAACAACAAGGCCAUCUUUGUCUUCACGCUUAUCACGAUCGUCUUUUUGCCUUUGAACUUCAUCAGUAGCAUCCUGGGCAUGAACACCACAGACAUCAGAACUACUUCGAGGUCAUCGAAGCUGUUCUGGGAGAUCGCUGUGCCUUUCAUGGCAGUGGUGGUGGCGGUUUGUGUGAUUUUGGUCAAGAUCAAAUUCAAGUUCAAGCUGAGAAGGAGAAUCGGCAGAUUUCUGCUCGUGUUCUUCCCGGAAACAUGGGAAACGGAACACAUGAAGAUCAAAACAAGGGGGAAGCAGAUCUCGCGGCGAACGAGUAUUGCGCCGAAUAAGCAGCAGUAG
Molecule: messenger RNA, 2070 nt
Organism: Cyphellophora attinorum
Lineage: Eukaryota; Fungi; Ascomycota; Eurotiomycetes; Chaetothyriales; Cyphellophoraceae
Exons: 3
Coding region: 1-2070 (689 amino acids)
Biological process (GO): metal ion transport; transmembrane transport
Cellular component (GO): membrane
Molecular function (GO): magnesium ion transmembrane transporter activity; magnesium ion binding; cobalt ion binding
Source: RefSeq, a predicted model, not a curated record